AGGCAUGGAGCUAAUGCAGGGACAACUGGCCAUUUCCUGCUCACACACAGAACGUGUGCUGUGCUUUUGAAGGUUUUAUUUCACGUUCAAACAUAUCGAUCAUCUCCUUUUUUCAAUGUUCCUUUCAGGCCACCAGUGAGCAGAGCUGCUCCUCAGCCCGAAAAACUGCAGAAGAACAACGUCCACAAAAAAAAGAAACUGGUUGAGGAGCUGGCUCUGGACCAUGUUUUUGGCUACAGAGGGUUUGACUGUCGCAACAACCUGCACUACCUGAAUGACGGGGCCGACAUCAUCUUCCACACGGCGGCAGCCGGCAUCGUCCAGAACCUCUCCACUGGCAGCCAGAGUUUCUACCUGGAGCACACCGACGACAUCCUGUGCCUGACCGUGAACCAGCACCCCAAGUACAAGAACGUGGUGGCCACCAGCCAGAUCGGUGACAUGACAGAAUUCCCAGGUACAACUCCCACAAUCCACAUUUGGGAUGCCAUGAGCAAGCAAACCAUUUCAAUGCUGCGCUGCUUCCACACCAAAGGGGUCAACUACGUGAACUUCAGUGCCACUGGCAAACUGCUGGUGUCGGUGGGGGUGGACCCCGAGCACACCAUCACCGUGUGGAGGUGGCAGGAAGGGGCUAAAGUUGCCAGCAGGGGAGGACACCUGGAGAGGAUCUUUGUUGUAGAAUUCCGGCCGGAUUCCGACACCCAGUUUGUGUCCGUUGGGGUGAAGCACAUGAAGUUCUGGACGCUGGCUGGCAGUGCUUUGCUCUACAAGAAAGGAGUCAUUGGCUCCAUGGAAGAUGCCAAAAUGCAAACCAUGCUUUCUGUUGCCUUUGGAGCAAAUAACCUCACGUUCACGGGUGCCAUCAAUGGAGAUGUCUACGUGUGGAAGGACCAUUUCCUGGUCAGGCUGGUGGCCAAGGCUCACACAGGCCCCGUGUUCACCAUGUACACGACGCUGCGGGACGGACUCAUCGUGACAGGAGGGAAGGAGAGGCCCACCAAGGAGGGGGGAGCAGUGAAGCUCUGGGACCAGGAGAUGAAGCGGUGCCGGGCCUUCCAGCUGGAGACGGGGCAGCUCAUCGAGUGCGUGCGCUCCGUGUGCCGGGGCAAGGGGAAAAUCUUAGUGGGAACAAAAGAUGGAGAAAUCCUUGAAGUAGGAGAAAAAAACGCUGCUUCAAACUUGUUGAUUGACUGUCACAUGGAAGGGGAGAUCUGGGGCUUGGCAACUCACCCCUCCAAAGACAUAUUUAUCUCUGCAAGCAACGAUGGAACAGCGAGGAUCUGGGACCUGGCAGACAAAAAGCUGGUGAACAAGGUGGCCCUGGGGCACCCGGCCCGCUGUGCCGCCUACAGCCCCGACGGGGAGAUGGUGGCCAUCGGCAUGAGGAACGGCGAGUUCGUCGUCCUGCUGGUCAACAGCCUCAAGGUCUGGGGCAAAAAGCGGGACAGGAAGUCAGCAAUCCAGGACAUCAGGAUCAGCCCAGAUAACAGGUUUCUGGCAGUGGGGUCACAGGAACACACUGUGGAUUUCUAUGAUCUCACCCAAGGCACAACCCUGAACCGAAUCGGGUACUGCAAGGACAUUGCCAGCUUUGUCAUCCAGAUGGACUUCUCUGCAGACAGCAGGUACAUCCAGGUCUCCACGGGCGCCUACAAGCGCCAGGUUCACGAGGUGCCCCUGGGGAAGCAAAUCACAGACCCUGCAGCCAUAGAGAAGAUCACCUGGGCCACGUGGACCAGCAUCCUGGGAGAUGAAGUCCUUGGGAUCUGGCCCCGCAACGCAGACAAGGCAGACGUGAACUGUGCCUGUGUGACCCAUGCUGGGCUCAACAUCGUCACGGGGGACGACUUCGGGCUCGUGAAGCUCUUUGACUUCCCCUGCACAGAAAAAUUUGCCAAACACAAGCGGUACUUUGGGCACUCGGCGCACGUCACCAACAUCCGCUUCUCCCACGACGACAAGUAUGUGGUGAGCACCGGGGGAGACGACUGCAGUGUGUUCGUGUGGCGGUGCCUGUGAGGAGCCUGUUCCUGCUGCAGGGACUGGGACAGCCAGGAAGGCCCCGGGAUGGUGCCCGGGGGGCACCUGCAGAGCACUCACAGCCCCGGGACAGCCCCAGGGCCUGGGAAGGAGGCCGAGGUCUGCAGGGAACCCUUUGGGGCCCUGGGAGGCCAAAGGGGGAACAGUCCACUCACGGAGCUGCUUUGGCCCAGUCCUGUGCUGUUCAAACCAGGGCUGCAAAAGGAGAAAACACUGAGAAAAUCCCGGGCUCUUCCCUUCCCAAAUUCCAGGCCUGGCCGUUUGGGCAGGAGGGGGAGGCUCCGACCACCCCCGCUGCCGAAUCCACCCGGGGGCCCCCAGGAAAGCUGGGAGCCUUUCCUGAGCAGGAGGGGGGCACGCUGCAGCUUUCUGGAAUUGGAUGAGCAAAGGAUCACGGUUUUAAGUCCAUUUUGCUUUUAAAUACAUACAUUUGGCUAAAUUUCUCUCCAUGAAGUGCCUUGGAAUACUUUUCCAGCAGUCUGGGCUCCAGCCUUGCCUCCCACCCCCUGCUUUCCACACACGGUGCUACGACUCUGGGCCCAGGAGGGCUGAGCCACCCCCUGCUCCAGCUGGACUGACCCCAUCCCUGGGCUCUGCCUGGCCUUUAAUACCUCCCCAGGGAAUUCCCACAGCAUUCCGUGCUGCCAGAGGGACCAGCUGAUGGCACUGCCCCUCCUGGGCAGGGGGCACACAGGGUUUGCACACCCGGGCACACUCACCCCCACACCCACACCGAGGCUCAUUCCCGCAGAGCUCCUGCCCUCUGCUCUUCCUGGGAAAAUGUGCUUUACAGGGAGCUACUUCCACAGGCAGUGGCCAGCCAGAACCCUGGAAAAAGCCCCCAGGGAGCCCUGUUUCCCAUUCCAGAGGGGCUCCCUGGAAUGUCCCUGGAGGGCCCUUGAGCUCCUCUCCCCAUCCUGCUGCUCCUGCUCCCGGAGCCCCUUGGCCCAGCCCGGGCACUGGGGCAGCUGAACUGAGCCCGGAGCUGCCCCGGGGGGGACUGGGACCACAGACAUUCCCAAAAGGAAAGGAAAGUCACUCUCCACUUGUUACAACCUUCUGCCAGAACCAAAACCCCCAGGGAUGGUGGACCUGGAAAAAGCAAGUUCAGCUUUUUUCACAGAAACUGUUCAGAAAGGAACAGCAAACGUGGGCAAUGUCCAAACUGGCAUUUAAGCCACUUAAAAUUGCUGGUGUGGAACCACUACCAGAUUUUUAAAUUACCUUUCCUUGUUAAUUAAAAUAAAUAAAGGCUAAAACAAACCAUGUAGACUUACUUACAUUUAGUCUUUGCAAAGCAAUGCUAAAUAGUGCUUUAGUCCCAGUUCAGGACAACAGGGUCUGAGCUCUGGAACCUUCCUGCCAGGCCACUCUGCUGCCACUGCAUGGAAAAGUAGCGAAAACAUCCCGUUAAAGGAGUGGAUUCCUGCUUGUUUAACACACAAAGUGCUUCAGCAACCUCAAAAAUCACCUUUUUUUACGGCUGAAUUUAUUAAUGCCUUAUAUGACUGCCCAGCAGAGCAGUUGGGCACACACAGAGCAGUCCCUGUGCAGUCUGUUUUUAGGGAAACCUCUGGGAUCCAAUCCUGUUCUGUCACGUGGUGACAUCAGUGAGCUCCUCUGCUGUGCUCUAAUCAAUCAUCUUUGCCUUCCUUCCACAGUGAUUGUAUCCCAAAUAACUGCAGUUGUGUGGCAGAAUUCAUUAAUUAAUUAAUCAAGUGAUGUGAAAAGUACCUUAAAGCAAUAGUGUGUGUCAGGAAAACACAGUCUCUGUUUCUCUGCUCUGGCUUCACGUAUGAAGUGUUCCAAGGAACGCUGUAUUAAACUGUAAACUAAAACAUUAAUGCAUGACUUUAUAUUUUCAAUGGUCAAGAUGCCAUUAAAGGAAAAUCUCUGUCUCAAAUAAAUUUGGAUACAAGUU
Messenger RNA from Pipra filicauda (Wire-tailed manakin), 3964 nucleotides. Its product is annotated as echinoderm microtubule-associated protein-like 6. The record is from RefSeq and is a predicted model, not a curated record. Gene Ontology annotation, molecular function: microtubule binding. The annotation marks the transcript as partial. Lineage: Eukaryota; Metazoa; Chordata; Aves; Passeriformes; Pipridae. The transcript is spliced from 15 exons.